AAGAACGUGAAUGAUGCUCUAACGUCCGACAAACGUAGACUAGUUGAGGUCCCUUACACGGCUUCCUUAGCCCAUACCAUGAAUGCUUUUGUGGCUAACCGUGUUGUUGCAGUCCCUGUAGCAGCACCACCUGGACACUGGAUCGGGGCUGGAGGGUCUAUGAUCUUGGAAGAAGACAAACAGACUGGAUCUGUUAGAAAACAUUAUAUUGGGAUGAUUACUAUGUUGGAUAUAUUAGCACAUAUUGCUGGAGAUUAUAAUUCUGGUUCUAUUCUUGAUGAAUCUACACUUGAACAGAGGAUGUCGGUUCCUGUUUCUUCUAUUAUUGGUCAUUGUCUUGAAAGCCUUAGCUUAUGGACCCUUAAUGCUAAUACCAGUGUUCUUGAGUGUAUGGAAGUGUUUAGCAAAGGAAUACAUAGGGCAUUAGUCCCUAUAGAUGGUAAGGCGGAUAACCCUACCGGUGUUGAGCUAAUGGAUUCAGCCUCUGGUUAUAGAAUGCUCACUCAAAUGGACCUACUUAGGUUCAUCAAAGCUCAUGACAAUGAUCUCAAAUCCAUACUCUCCCAUUCCGUCUCUGAAGCAGGGGCCAUAAACGACGUCGUUUUUGGUGUAACCGCGAAAACCAAAGUGAUCGACGCCAUCAAGUGUAUGAGGAGUGCUUCACUAAACGCGGUUCCCAUUCUUGAAGUUUCCGAGACCAUGGAUGACAAUCAUACCCAACUCAUCAACGGGAAAGGAAGGAAGUUGGUGGGGACUUUCUCCUCCACGGAUUUGAGGGAAUGUCCGAUUGCUCAGAUGCAUUCGUGGCUAUCGGCGAGUGUUCUAGAUUUUACUGAGAUUCUAGGUUCGAUUUCCAAUUCUAAAGGCGGGGAAUCGGAUAUGGGGAGUGCACCGUGGGAACUUGUGACAUGUUGUGCGGGAACAACCUUAUCGGAGGUGAUAGAUAAGGUGGUUUCGAGUCAUGUCCAUAGAAUAUGGGUUGUGAAAGACGAUGAUAAAGGGUGCCUUGAUGGGCUUGUUUCGCUAACCGAUCUAAUAAAAGUCAUUAGGGCAGCCGUGAUCGCAGAAUCUCGAUGAUUGCCUUAGUUUGUGAUAUUACUUUUGUUUGAGAUAAUCAUGUGUUUGUGUUUGUGUUUUGUUUAUGUUUAAUUUGUUUGUUUUAAGGGAACUUGAAGUAGCUCUUGCAUGUAUUAAUUAACUAAUAUAUAGUUUACAAUACAAUUAUGUUUGUUUUUGUGCAAUCUUUAGUCCAUAUUACAA
Messenger RNA from Impatiens glandulifera, 1260 nucleotides. RefSeq names its product SNF1-related protein kinase regulatory subunit gamma-like PV42a. The transcript has 3 exons. Bases 79 to 1077 code for a protein of 332 amino acids. Lineage: Eukaryota; Viridiplantae; Streptophyta; Magnoliopsida; Ericales; Balsaminaceae. The record is from RefSeq and is a predicted model, not a curated record.